This is a messenger RNA of Colletotrichum truncatum, 636 nucleotides long. RefSeq lists its product as uncharacterized. NCBI's taxonomy places the organism in Eukaryota, Fungi, Ascomycota, Sordariomycetes, Glomerellales, Glomerellaceae. The record is from RefSeq and is a predicted model, not a curated record.
AUGAAAGAAUUGGAGACAAGAUCGAGCCAUCUUCAUAACCAGCGAGAGGCGCUCAAGCUCGAAACGAAAACAUUCCGAUCCAAACUUGAAACGACUCAGGUUACGCAGAAUAAACUGCGGGAUACCGUAUGUGAAUCCAAAGACCGUCUCACCAAUACAAUUGCAGAGCACAGAAGCCGCUGGAAAGAUUCCAAUGAUGCCUUCCAAAGUCAUAUGAGGGAUGCGGAGGAAGAGCAUCAGAUAUCUUUUCGCAAGUUGGAGCAGGUCAUUAAUGACGGGCAAAGCUUGUGCAAGAAUCAGAAGAAAUAUCUCGAAUCCAAAAUUUCACUUCUCCAAGAGGAGCUUGGCAACGCUAGCAGCAACUUUAGAGAGUUGACACUCGAAAUUGGUAUCCUCAAGGGCGAUUUUCCCAGAGAACAGGAGACCACUAAAAUUUUGGAGGAACAGCUUGCUGAAAGCAAGAAGCGUGAGAACUUCCUUAAACAACUUGAGGCACGUAUGGUCAACAUCUUUGCAAGAUUAGAGAAGGUUGAUUUAAAGGCAGAGAAGGCCAAAGAAUUGCCGUCUCUGAUUUCGGAGAGGUUGGUUUGCUGUAAUCGUGGAAAGGUGACGCAGGUGGUAACAGUUGCAGGCUGA